GUAGCUGUCGUUUGCAAAACGUCCGCCUUUAAGGCCCCCGUCUCAAACUGAAAUUUACUAAGAACUCUCGUCAUGAAGAAUUGUUUAAAUAAGUUAAUACUCAUCGUUUCUAUUUUGGCGUUUGCACUAAACUCAGAGGCUUUUGCUUGCGAUGACGAUCUGGUGUGCGAACACGGUGUCGCUGACGAGGAGACGUGUGAGUGUCUUUGUAGCAGUGGAUGGUACGGUGAUCGAUGUGAUGAUAAGUGUAUAGACGACCGAGGAGAGACAGCCUGUAAGGGAUAUGCACACCUCUGUAACAACACGCAGUAUUUGAAUUUUGUUCGGAAGAAUUGUGCAGCCACGUGCGAAUUUUGUGAGAAAUUUGGACCCGGGUCAGAAGGUUUCAUUUGUGAUCUUCGCUGCUCCGAACCGGGAGGAACGGUGAACGCAGUAACCUGUACCUGUGAGUGCGCUAGUGGGUGGUUCGGCGAACUUUGCGAAGAUAAGUGUGAGGAUACCACUACAAACUGCCAGAGUUGGGGCGUGGAUCAGUGUGCUACGUCACAAUCAGUCAUUCGUCGUUGCCCCGCUAUGUGUGGGGUAUGUGAGGAAUUCGGACCGGGUUGUCCUGGCUUUGUUUGCUUGAAGGACUGCGUCAAUGGCGGUACGCUGGUCAACACCGAGCACGAAUGUCGAUGUCUGUGCGCUAAGGGAUGGGAAGGGGAACAGUGCGAAGUUAUGUGCCAGAACAGCGUCAAGAAAUGUCAGUAUGACGUCACAAAGCUCAACGGAGGCUCGCAUUACCGAUAUGAACAAUGUUUUACUGAAUCCUAUGUCUACGACAAAUGUCACGAAAUGUGCGGCAGCUGUGAGACGUUCGGGCCUGGUUCUCCCGGGUUUACGUGCACUCUGACCUGUCUUAACAAUGCAACCCUGAUUAGUAAUGCAACCCAUUGCUACUGCCAGUGUACAGACAACUACAUCGGGGUUAGAUGUGAAGCGGAAUGCAGAGAUCUGAAGCAACGUUGCAGACGUAUACGAGCUUCGGACUGCCACAAUCCAGACUACAUCCCGUACAUGAAACAAAACUGUCCAGUUAGAUGUGGGCUGUGUCAUGAACUGGACGUAAGCUGGGGUGACUUUUUUCUUGCAAACGCCGAGACGCCACGAACCGCCGAAGAACUUUUAGAAGAGAGAGCCCUCAACGGCCAAUCUCGAUCUCACCUCGGUGAUGGUAUUGAGGUGGUGUUUCUUAUCGAUAAUUCAGGCAGCGAAGGAACAGAUGAUUUUGAAGCAAAGCGCGCCAUGCUGCGUCAGUUCAUAGAUCGACUCGACCUCGCUACACAGGGAGGCAUUCGUCUCCUCUUCGCCACGUUCGCCUACACAAUCCGAGUGGAGAACAACCUCUACGACAUCAUCGUGGGUUCCAAAGAGUCAGCUCUCAAAUCUCUUCAAGACAUUUCGUACGAGGGUGGAGAAACUCGUCUUCGCCUGGCGCUGCGCACCGCUAUGAACAACAUCUUCGCGCAUUCCCGAAAUAACGCGCGUCAGGUCUUGUAUGUCAUGACGGACGGCCUGUUCGCAGACAAUGACUUCCCGGAGUCCAGCGCGACCAAGCUCCAGAAGAGAGGCAUAGAGGUAUACGCCUUGCCGACAAAUGAAUUCUAUGAUGACGACGCUUUGGCAUCUCUCACAAGCUAUGCCGUAGAUCACGUGGUUCUCGUCAAUUCUGCGGACGACAUCCCACUACCUUAUUAACAUUCUCCAUCUAUUUGAAGUGUGAUACACAGUAAUAUACUCCCAUGUUCAAUCUUUUCAUUUCAUUUCCGACCUAUUUUGACUUAUCGUAGAGAAAAUGUUGAUAUUAUUUACUCAAAUAAUUAUAAAUUCCAUUAAUUUCUAACACAUUUUGUUAGCAUUAAAACUCAAAGGCAUGUAGAGUUACCCCUUCGGGAUAGAGUAUUCUUUAUUUUCGAGAUGGG
This is a messenger RNA of Strongylocentrotus purpuratus (purple sea urchin), 1964 nucleotides long. Its product is annotated as multiple epidermal growth factor-like domains protein 10. The transcript has 16 exons. Lineage: Eukaryota; Metazoa; Echinodermata; Echinoidea; Camarodonta; Strongylocentrotidae. The record is from RefSeq and is a predicted model, not a curated record. The coding region runs from base 73 to 1740 and encodes 555 amino acids.